CCCUAAUGGUGUGUAAAUUGUGUAUUGGGCUCUCGAAUCCAAAUCCGUCCUUUUCCCGCUGAUUCUCUCCCUCUUCAGACUCUCUCAGUGUCGUGAAGUUUGAAUGGAAUUCAGAUACAGAGCUGUCGACGUUGAUCGGCCACCGAUGGCGGUUCCAUCUGCUGGCUCCGGCUUCCUCUCGGAGCCAUCGAUUCCAGGUUGCAAUAUCAAACUGCCUUCAGAAGCUACAUGCAAUCCGACCGAGGACAGUGUCUGGGAAGCUAUUCGACGGGAGAUAAGAAAGGAAUACAUCCGUCAGGAGGUCAUUGCUGUGGAAACAGCGAGAAGAAGAGAGCUCGUGGAAGAGGUUAUAAAGGAGAUGGCUCCCGAUAGAGAAAUGGCAAUGCAGGGAGUGUCAUUCGAAGAAAGACUAACUAUGUGGAUCAAUUCUAGGAAGUCAACCAAUCAGAGCAGCUUGUCCGAAUCUAACAAGGAUAAGUUGAUUGUAUUGGAUAGGCCUGAUCCUAAAGGAACAAAGCGUAAAGCAGAGGCUUCGCCUUCUCCUGCAGCUGGUCCUGAAGAGCGCCAUUUCCUCACUGCGAAGAAGAAAUCUAGGGAAGAAUGGAGUUGCGCCCUUUGUGAGGUUAAUUAUACAUGUGAGAGAGGAUUGAAUGAACAUCUUCAAGGGAAAAGGCACAAAGCCAAGGAAGUGUCUUUGAGAGCAGCACAGAUACCCAAGAUCUCCCUAGGACGAACAUCUAAGCCAUCUUGUUUUGAGCAAGUUGGUGGUGAAAAGCAAAUGGAAACAACGGAGAAAUACAAGGCAAAAACUAAACCUAGGUUUUGGUGUGAGCUUUGUAAAGUUGGGACCUAUAGUGAAUACGCCAUGGGGAAACAUGAAACAGGGAAAAAGCAUAAGACUCGUAUUCAAAAACAGAAGGAAUGCCCUGAGGCUUCUUUAACAACCCUUGCAUCCGUUUCUCCAGCCGUCACCACCACAGCCAGUGGUGUUGUUGCUGCUAACACAGUGCCAAAAUCAGAUGGUGUGACGGAGUCUGGGGCAGAGGACGCGAAAAAGAAAGUUGGGGAUGCAAUCCGGGAAGGCUCUAGUACAGAGGGUCAAAGAGUGGAAACGCCGGAGAAAGAUUUUGAAAAGAAACGGAAGUUCAGAUUUCGGUGUGAAGUUUGUGAUAUUGGAACGCAUUCCGAGGGGGUGAUGAAGGCUCAUGUUCUUGGGAAGAAACACAAUAGUCGGGUCAUGAAACAACGCUCCCCUCUAGCUGUUUUGAACACCGAGCUGGCCAGCCUAUCUUAUCAUGCCACAAGAAUUGCCACGAUCGUGAACUCGAUCAUGUCUUCAAAUGUUGCCUAUGGAGAGAAAUGGUCUGCUUUUGCAGAGAAUGAGGAGGUGGAUAAUGCAGUUGCAGAGGAAGUGAGAGUAAAUCACUCGGCUGGUAGGACAGCGGUGGAAGAACCAAUUGAGGAAGUGAAAGGAGAGAAUUCAUCGGUAAAAAAACCGAGGACAGAGGAUUCAACAGAUGAGAAAACAAAGGCGGAACCACCAGCAAUAAAGGAAGAUGGAGUGGAUGAAUCGGUGACCGAAGAAGCAAGAAAGGAAGAGAAAGAGAAGAGAGAAACAUGCAGCUAAGGAAGAAGAUACAGAGGGUACGGCACUCGAGGAAGGAAACCAGACGGUGCGGCCAAAAAGAUAAGUGAUAUAAGAGGGUUCGGCUGCCGAGGAAACAAACAAAGGCAGAGAAAUGUGGCAGAGGUUGAAGUGGUAGAGGAAACAUCAAUGCAAGAAGACUUUAGUUCUGUACUCUCCAAAGUCCCAAAGGAUGAAACAUGGAAUUGGUGUUUAUGUUUUGGUUGGUGCUAUAAGUCGAUGAAAUUUGUCCUC
Molecule: messenger RNA, 1879 nt
Organism: Tarenaya hassleriana
Lineage: Eukaryota; Viridiplantae; Streptophyta; Magnoliopsida; Brassicales; Cleomaceae
Product: UBP1-associated proteins 1C
Exons: 3
Coding region: 104-1627 (507 amino acids)
Molecular function (GO): nucleic acid binding; zinc ion binding
Source: RefSeq, a predicted model, not a curated record